Molecule: messenger RNA, 1434 nt
Organism: Serendipita indica DSM 11827
Lineage: Eukaryota; Fungi; Basidiomycota; Agaricomycetes; Sebacinales; Serendipitaceae
Source: the annotation of a GenBank genome assembly
AUGACUGGGUUACCCAAUAGGAACGCAGAGUUGCGACCGAGGCUGGAUCAAGACGGCUUGAACCUCACCCCAUCCCAAGUAGCGACAACUGCGUAUACACCUUCAAUGGUUGACACCUCUGCGGCUAUACAGGACCGUCGGCUUCAAGAAGACUACGAGGCGGCGGAUGAUGGCAUGAGCGGGAGGUCGAGAUACACGUACCGCAGCGAAGUUGAUGCUGAUCUCUUCCUCAAGCGUAUUGGAGGGCGAGCGUUCAAUGCCCUGAGUGAUACAUAUUUCCUUCCGUCAGAUGACAACGAAUGGGUCCGAUUAAAUAAGCAGCAUGUAGGGCUCGUGUUAGCACUUGGAGAACUCUACCCAGCAGGGGAGGAAGUUCGUGCCAUCUUGGCACCCGUACCAGGCCAAACAAAGAGAAUUCUAGAUCUUGGCUGCGGAACAGGUGUUUGGACAAUGGACAUGGCCCGUGAAUUUCCACAUGCCGAGGUCGUCGGUGUAGAUCUGGCUCCCGUCCCAAUCGACCCCGAAACUCUUCCCCCUAAUUGCAGGUUUGAGAUCGACGACAUCAACCUUGGAUUGGACCACCUAAAAGACACCUUUGACGUUGUGCAUGUCCGCUUUGUUGGGAGUGGGCUGAAGGACUUCAAAAAGACGAUGGACGACGCCAGUCGGUGUCUCAAGCCAGGAGGGAUUGCACUGUGGAUAGAAGCCGACUGGAAUACGUAUGCAGAGGACCAGCGUGUCUGUAUCCCGCUCGCGCUCGAGGAAGACGAGGAGAAUCCUGACCAGGGUGAGCGCUCCUGGUUCCAGCGUAUUGUCUUUGAGAUGGGCCGUGGUAUGCGCAUGGGCAACAGCGAUCUCGACGGCAUGUUCAAGGCGAUGGACUAUGGACUUUGGGACAACAAAUGGAUAGAUCCUGAGACCUGUGGCAUGUCGAGCCUCUACCUGCCUAUCGGUCCCUGGGCACGCGGGAAGUCACACAUGGACACUCAGCGACUGGGGUAUGUGGGAGCGUUGAUGCGCCAGGAUUUCAUGAGGGUUCAUCGUGCGGGCCAUCCGGUUAUGAAGCGCCUUGGGUGGGAGGCCGAGAAGUUGGAGAAAUGGUCUGAAUUAGCCGACAAACAAAUGAUGGACAUGAGUCCAAAGACAUGGUUUAGAGUAAGCUACGCUUGGGGACGCCGUCGUGCAGCCGAAAACGAACCAGCCCCUCCGCUUCCACAACUAGCUUCCUCUACGACAACAGAAGCUGAUUCGGGGCAUCCUUACCCUCACUACUACGUCUAUGCAACGCAACAGGAGGCACUGUCCGCAGCCGCACUCAGGAACCGGAGCAAAGAUUGCGAUCCACCUCCAUUGCCCAGACCUCGCGCUGCCGAACCGGAACCCGUUACAGCAGACGUCGACCAAGGACAGGAGUCCACAUCCGCAGUAGAUUAG